GCCCCCCCGCCCCGGGGGCUACAGAACUCGACUUCCAGCCGGAAGAGGAGUUGCGGCGAGAGCACCCUCGCGCUCCUGCUUUCUGCUGCAACAUUGCCGGAAACCUGACAGGUUCGCUGGAGCUGUGCGUGCUGGCGGUCUCGAUGGCGUCGCGUCGUGGGGCGCUCAUCGUGCUGGAGGGCGUGGACCGUGCUGGCAAGACCACGCAGGGCCUCAGGCUGGUGUCUGCGCUGUGCGCUUCGGGCUACAGAGCCGAGCUGCUGCGUUUUCCCGAAAGAUCAACAGAAAUCGGCAAACUUCUGAGUUCCUACUUAGAAAAGAAAACGGAACUAGAGGACCACUCGGUGCACCUGCUUUUUUCUGCAAACCGCUGGGAACAAGUGCCAUUAAUUAAGGCGAAGUUGAACCAGGGUGUGACCCUUGUUUUGGACAGAUACGCCUUUUCUGGGGUUGCCUUCACUAGCGCCAAGGAGAAUUUUUCUCUCGAUUGGUGCAAACAACCAGAUGUGGGCCUUCCCAAACCUGACCUGAUCCUGUUCCUCCAGUUAAAAUUGCUGGAUGCUGCUGCACGGGGAGAGUUUGGUCUUGAGCGCUAUGAGACUGGGACUUUCCAGGAGCAGGUUCUGCUGUGUUUCCAGCGGCUCAUGGGUGAUAAAGACCUGAACUGGAAGGUGGUUGAUGCUUCCAAAAGCAUUGAGGACGUCCACGAAGAAAUCCGAGCCCUCUCUGAGGACGCCAUCCGCAACGCUGCACAGAGGCCACUGGAGGAGCUAUGGAAAUAAGUCAGUGCUCCGUUGCAGAUACUAUUUUCAGGUCCUUUAGGAGACUGGUAGAGGGCUCACAUCUCAACACUAUGCAGCAGGGGCUGUUUCUUGGCAGGAGAGCGCUAAGGGCCUUUAGUCCUAACCUGAGAUUUUGGGGGUGUGAAGUCACAGUGUCUCCCUCUACCCACUCCUUGGCUGUAAAGGUGUUAAUGUGUUAUGGUUUUUCCAUAAUGAACUUUAUUGAUAACUCAUCCCUAAAAACAUCAAUUAGUUGAGACUCAUAUUUUUUACAGAAACUAAUAAAAAAAUUUACCUAAAAAUGUA
Molecule: messenger RNA, 1088 nt
Organism: Meriones unguiculatus (Mongolian gerbil)
Lineage: Eukaryota; Metazoa; Chordata; Mammalia; Rodentia; Muridae
Gene: Dtymk
Product: deoxythymidylate kinase
Exons: 5
Coding region: 144-782 (212 amino acids)
Biological process (GO): dUDP biosynthetic process; dTTP biosynthetic process; dTDP biosynthetic process
Cellular component (GO): nucleus; cytosol; mitochondrion
Molecular function (GO): ATP binding; dTMP kinase activity
Source: RefSeq, a predicted model, not a curated record